CAGGCAAGAUGGCCGUAGGGGUUUGCGAGACGACAAUAGUUGAGAAAAUUUUCUGUAUUGAAAGAGUUGUGCUGGCUAUAUUAUCAGAACGAUUUAUGCAUGUGUUAUUCGUAACUGUACAGUCAUCAAAUCCAAAUCUGCUCAUAGCCACUAGUUUUCCUCUUUGGGGGUUUUCCCUUCUCCUGCUUUUCAUUCUCAUCCGUAAUGCUGCCAUUCUCUUAUCCAUGCUCAUCACCAAACCUUUUGCUGCAAUCAGAAGAAAAAAAGAAACAGUAUAUCCAAGAGAACUUUGCUUCAUACUGCUCGAGAGAAUCGUGAUCUUCAAAUUAUUUAUGGAUUUCUUUCGAAAAGCAAAAGUUUCCGGAAGGGCCAGAGCGGAUGCUAUUUCCAUAGCUGCUAUUUUUGCAGCUUUCACUGUAACAUAUAUCGUCUACAUCUUUAUUUACAAAAAAGAAAAGAAAGAAGACAACAAAGUAAUAGUAGAGAAAUUGGAGGGGAGCGACCAUGAUGAUGAUGACUACUACUGUUGGAUAAGCUUCGAUAAAUUAGAAAGAAUUAGUGAAGAAAAUGGAAAAUCAGGACAACAAAGAUCUUCAGAAGAUGGGGAUAACAGGUGGAGAAAUUGAGAGAAAAAUGUACAUGGAAGAUCGUGGAGAUGCUGCAGAUCGAUCAUCAGCGAUGUAUAUGCACAUUCUUAUAGUUUUACGUGUUUUCUUGUACUAGUCUCCUAGAUAAUUCACUAUUAGGAUAUUAUUUGUUACUCUAGCCACUAGAAAAACUAGUUAAAUGUUAGUUAGCAUGCUUAAUCAUAAUUUAUUUCG
Molecule: messenger RNA, 821 nt
Organism: Ricinus communis (castor bean)
Lineage: Eukaryota; Viridiplantae; Streptophyta; Magnoliopsida; Malpighiales; Euphorbiaceae
Exons: 2
Coding region: 9-626 (205 amino acids)
Source: RefSeq, a predicted model, not a curated record